GUGCCGGGCCGGCGAGCGAGCCUCGGGGACGGCUGCCGGCGCGCGCACUUCCGCGUCCCGCCGCCCUUCGGCCCGCGCGCGCCGAGCCUCCGCUGCCAUCGGACAAAGGGCCGCCGGCCCCGCUGCCGUGAACUUCCUGCCGUGGACCGGCCGCCCUUGCGCCCCGGACCGCGUUCCCGCCCUGCGCCGGCCAGAAUCACAGCUUGUGGGGCGGGUGGCGCUGGAGGAAGCUGCGGGGGUAGGAACGAGCACCCGGGACGUGCCUAAGGCUCCGGGCGCCGCGCCUUUGCUUCGGCCACGUCCGGCCGGCGGCCUCUACACUUUCCUGGCCCGGCUAGCUUCAUCCUGGCCCCAGUCCAGUGGCUACUGCUUUGUGGAUUUCCGAGUUUGCUUAAAGAGGAUGUGAUUUUUCUUUUCUUUCUUGCCUUUUAUGAUUUGAAAAAGAGAAAAGAACUCCGCAGAGAAGGCCGGGGACAACCAAACGCCACCAGCUGCCCCUACCAGGACACCCCCAAGGGAAAGAGAGUUGGAAGCAAACUUGGCCCACCUAGCCUUGAGGCCUCAACAUUGGCUGGACUCCAGAUCCUGGGGUCAUGACCCCCGCACUGGGCAGGUGGAAGGCCUUACCUGUACUGGGCUGGACUUGAGUCUGCCUCCAUCUUUGGCCAAUAUCUCUCCCCUAGGCACCCCCACAUUUUCACCCAGCACCCGGGCUAGGCCCAGACACCUGUCAGCAACAUGGAUAAAUAUGAUGACCUGGGCCUGGAGGCCAGUAAAUUCAUCGAGGACCUGAACAUGUAUGAGGCCUCCAAGGAUGGGCUCUUUCGAGUGGACAAGGGCACAGGCAACAACCCUGAGUUUGAGGAAACACGCAGGGUGUUCGCCACCAAGAUGGCCCAAAUCCACCUCCAGCAGCAGCAACAGCUCCUGCAGGAGGAGACCCUGCCCAGAGGGAGUAGAGGCCCUGUCAAUUGUGGGGGUCGCCUGGGCCCACAGGCCCCCCAGGCCUCCCGGGAAGCUGGUAUGGGCAGCAAGCUGGCCGUGGAUGGUGCUGCCAAACCUCCUCUUGCUGCCUUAACAGGGGCACCUGGGGCAGCCACCACCAUCAGCUCUGGGCAGCCCUCAUACUCAGCCCAGGAGCAUAGGGCCAGGCCAUAUGUCUGUGGCACAAGACAUGGCAACCAGGACUGUGGUUCCAGGGAGAGCCAGACGAGUUCUGAGAUAUCUGCUUUCCACCAGCCAGGUCCCUGUGAGGAUCCUUCCUGCCUUACUCAUGGAGAUUAUUACGACAACCUUUCUUUGCCAAGCCCAAAGUGGGGUGGCACAUCAGGAGUAUCCCCCAGCAUCAGCCUGGGUGUAGGGAGUGGGUGGCCUGGACCCCUGGGGAGUGAUCUGCGAAUGCCGAAACCCUGCAGGGACCAUCAUCUGUACCAGCCACAGCUCUCUUUGAGCUCCAGCGGGUCUUUUGAGGGUGGCCUCAGUGGUCAGGAUAGCAGCAUUGGUGGCCGCAGCAGUGAGAAGCCAGCAGGCCUUUGGUCCACUGCCUCUUCUCAGCGGGUGAACCCUGGCCUUCCUUCUUCAAGACUGGAGAAUGGGGCCUCAGCCCUGGGGCCUGGUCAGCCCAGGACCCCUCCUAUCUCAGCACCCCUGGUCCUGACCUGCCCCAAUCAAGGAGCUCUUCCAAGAACAAACUCGGAGCUAGGGAGUGAGGUUUCAGGUGGGAUGUCCAAACCUACUGUGGACCCUCAUCCCUGGUUCCAGGAUGGGCCCAAGUCUUACCUUUCCAGUUCUGCUCCAUCAUCCUUGCCAGCUGGCAUGGACAGUUCACAGCUGGGUACAGUCCCUGGACUGGUCUCUAAGACUGUCUCUACAGACCUUGGCACGGGUCCUAAUCUCAGCCCCACCAGCCUUAUCCAUCCAGUGAUGUCCACCCCGCCUGAGUUACCUUGUAAAGAGGAUCCUUCAGGCUGGUCCUCUGAUUGUAGCCUGGGACCUGUGCUCCUGGAGAGCCCCAGCUCUCCCAGGGUGAGGCUGCCCUGCCAGACCCUUGUUCCAGGUCCUGAGCUCAGACCUUCAGCUGCCGAAUUGAAACUAGAAGCCCUCACUCAACGUCUGGAGCGAGAAAUGGAUGCUCACCCAAAGGCCGAUUACUUUGGAGCCUGUGUGAAAUGCAGCAAAGGGGUGUAUGGGGCCAGCCAGGCCUGCCAGGCCAUGGGGAACCUCUACCACGAUACGUGUUUCACCUGUGCAGCCUGCAGCCGGAAGCUGAGAGGAAAAGCCUUUUAUUUUGUCAAUGGCAAAGUGUUUUGUGAGGAAGACUUCCUGUACUCUGGUUUCCAGCAGUCUGCUGACAGGUGUUUUCUUUGUGGACAUCUGAUUAUGGACAUGAUCCUACAGGCCUUGGGGAAGUCCUACCACCCUGGCUGUUUCCGCUGUGUCAUCUGUAACGAGUGUUUGGAUGGGGUGCCCUUCACCGUGGACUCAGAGAACAAGAUCUACUGUGUCCGAGACUACCACAAGGUGUUGGCCCCCAAGUGUGCAGCCUGUGGGCUUCCCAUCCUUCCACCAGAGGGCUCAGAUGAGACCAUCCGUGUCGUGUCCAUGGACAGAGAUUACCACGUGGAGUGUUACCACUGUGAGGACUGUGGCCUAGAGCUCAACGAUGAGGAUGGUCACCGCUGCUACCCACUGGAGGACCACCUGUUCUGUCACUCCUGCCACAUCAAGAGACUGGAGAAAGGUCCCUCAUCUGCAGCCCUUCACCAGCACCACUUCUAGCCAGAGCCACUUGCAGAACUCAUGGCCGGGGGACGAAGAGUCAGGACUGCACCUAUUACUUCCAGUGGCUCCUGGUGGAAGAACUGGGGUAGAGGAAGAGGAGGGGUUGGUGGGUGAGGUCCUAGGUGUAUAUGUGGGGUGCCUUUGCUUUAACCAGGGAGGUAGACAUUACCUGCCUGGUGUGUAUAUUUUCGAAGUGCUUUUAUCCAUUAUCACACCUUCCUCAGUUACUUGGAAAGAUGCUCCAGCAUGUGACAAAGGUCACAUCAGUGCAACUGAAGAAACUCUCCUGUCCCCUCUAGGAACAUUCAUGUUUCAGAGGGAGAGAUUUGCAUUGAGCUUGUUUUACAAUAUUCCCUUUUAGACAGCUCAGCUGCUGAUACAUGUAACCUUUUCCUCUCCUUCAGGAAAAUACCUGUAACCCAAACACCCCCUCCUUAUCAUAUAUAUACACACAUGAUAAGCCUUCUUUCCACCCAAGAGCUUCAGUUCUUCUGUAGAAUGGCUGCAAAUUUAUUGCAUUAUGGCAAGAAAGAAGCUCUAACAUGUGCUUUGUAUCCUAAGAAGAAUUUGAUUAGAAAGCCAGAACCAAGAUUCAAAAGAAGUGAGGCAGCGUUUAUACACUGACACCAUUCUGCGUGCCCCUGCAAGUCCUCACUGCCCUACAGGCAGCGGGGCCUGACAGAGAUUUGCCCUGUUUGAGUGAAGCAUGCUUUGGAAAAGGAGCUUGGUGCAGGCACCAGGACUCUUGCCUACCUAUCUGCGCCCUGUUUCUCUGGAGCUCUUAAGAGUCUGUGACUUUGGAGCUGCACAAGACAAGUCUCAGGAACCCACGUAGGGACAUCUCUUGUGCCUGUUUUAGAUUAUUUAAUGAUGGGCUUAUUAGGAGUCCUGCCCGCAUACUAAGAGAUAGCUCCUUAUAAACUAGGAGAGUUUGUGUGUGUGAGAUCUUUAAGCCAGCAUGGGAGGGAGUGCCUCAGGAUAAGUUAUUAUAUUCAUUGCAUAGGUUUCUCUCUUGCCCAAUUCUUGGCACAAACAUUAUGUUUGAAGAAACCAGCAUAAGGUACACUGCUUUUGUCUGUUUUGGGUUUUUUUUUUUCUUUUAUAUUUGUUUCCUUCCACUUUCAGUCUUCCACACACCCAGAAUACCUCUCAGGUAGAGCUUCACCAAAUCACAGAUUAAGGAGGAAUUCAGCUAUCACACUGGACUCAGAUACCUUCAUUGGUGUGUUACAGAUUGCUGGCUUCACACAGGCCAGACUGCAGCUGGUCAGAGCAGUGUGACCUUAACUGUUGCCUUAUUCAUUUCAGCAUGCCCCUCCCUGGGAGGGAAGGGCUAAGGGAGGCCCCACACUGGCCAGAUUACAAGACCACCUCUGCACCGAAAGCCAAAAUUUGCCCUGUCACACUCCUGAGGCUGAAGGUCAAUACCCUUAGUAUUUCAAUUAAAAGAAUCUGCACAAAGAAAGACUGGCUGCCAUUUGCCCUCUCAGCCUUGUGGUGAGGGCCUUAUGGCCUUGUCACAAGAUGGCGAGGCCAUCCCAACACUGCCAGCCAGGGGGACAUGGCAGCCACAUGUGCACUCUGCCUCCUCACCUUCCACUCUUAAGAGUGAAGAACUGGGCCCAGGGGCUACAAAGGGCAGUCAGCACAGCCCUUGUCCCUAGACCAGGGUCCCCCCUAAGCCACAUUUUGACAUAUUUGGUAGUCAUCGCCUGUAAGAAACACAGAAUUGGGCUAUGGAUCGUCUUUUACAUUUCUAUGAAAUUUAUUUUAUUGGAAUCCUUUGGCUAGAUGUCACUUCAGCUAGGCUGUGUGCCUUCAUUGGUUCCCAUGAACACUGGGGCUGGGGGAGUGAAGCCUGAGGUUGGGCUCCUCUCCUCUAGUCCAGUCAUCUAGCUUAGCUUUGGCAAGGCUUGAGGGUAAACACAGCCAGCCACCAUGUCUCCACCUGUCUGCCAACCAAGUAACAUUGGCCUUGCCCACGCACCUUUGCUUCACUUUUAAGUCAAGCAGAGGGAAGCACAUGGCAUUGGAACCAGUAGCAGAAAUAGCAGGGAUUUGUUUGCAAAUUGGAUAAUUAGUUUAAAAAAAAUCUGUGAUUCUUUUAAAUGAGAUGUUUUAAAAUGGCCUUGAUGUGAUUCAGAUUUGUUUGCAAAUAUGGCAUUUUGCUGAAAAACGAUGAGGGGAUUUUCAGACAUCCUCCAAAUCCUAUCCCAGACCUCUCAGGUGGUCCGUUUCCUUGGAGAGGGCACCAGGUAGGAAUCGCGAAUCAAUUUACCUUCCAUCUCAGGCCCUUUCACAAAAGCCAUGUUCACCUACCUGGUAUUUUAAAUGUUCUGUAAAUUAUUAGCCCAAUAGAACUAUAAUGGUGUUGUAUUUUUGGACACUUAGAAAACAUAAGGACUUGGUAGACUAGGAUGAAUAUGUGUAUUUUAAAAGUUAGAGCAAAUAGCUCUCCCUGAGUUUUCUGGACAAUUUUUGGACGUUAGCGAAAACACAGAGGAUUAUAGGCUGAUUCCAGACCCCGAAGCCAGCUUCCAUCUAUCUCCCUUGCUUCAUUUAGGUGUUUUUUGUUUGUUAUCUCCUAUAUUCUUGUUUGCUUUUUUCCCCUUCCUGUAGCGUGGGACAUUCAAAAACUGCCUGGGUGGUCUGAGAAAAGCCAAUAACCAGUAUGGUCUGUUGUCCAUAAGGAUUCUUUCUCUCACUCACAGAUCUUACUCUCCCAUUUGCCACGGUAAAGAGUGAUUUAUCCAUCUCUCACCACAGGAGGGUAACCACACUGUUGCCUACAGAGGGCAGCAGAAGGAGAAUUCCCAUAUGGUUGGUGAAAAUCUCUUUCAGCCAAGCCCUCUGAGCUUCUGGUCUAGAGUCCCAUUGACCAAUGGAAUAAUCAAGGAGUUCUGAUCACCUUUGAACACCAUCAUUGCCUUGUUUCCAUGGGCUUGAGUCACACUUAUAAAAUGAAAAACAAGAAAUGUUAGGACUUGGGAGAAUUAUUUGGAAUUCACACUUUUUUGCAGUCCUUGAGGGCUGUCUUGGUGUGCUGAUUCUCACACAUGUGACAGUGAGGGCCAUGAUGGCUGCUAGCACCUUUGCAGAGGAAGUGUGAGAGACUUGACCAUGAACUAUUGUUGCUUGAUGCACUUGUUAAAACUUCUUCUGCCAGGAAACCUGAUUUGUUCUAUACUCUUUUUUGGUGUCAAGAAUCAGUUCUAAUUUCCCAGUUACUAUUUGAAGUAAUUUUUUAAAGUAGCAGAAAAAAAAUGAGUAAAAAUUAGCUAUCUCAUUCUGAGCCCAAACUGGACAGAUGUGGGGAAUCUCCAGAUAGUGUAUGAAAAUUUCACUGCACAGGGAAAUUGUUUUUCUCUGUUAUCUCUUUUACCAUAGAAUUACUCAAAAUUUUACUGUUACUGUAAAAUUAUUCAAAGUAUUGUAACAAUAAAACUACAUCAAUUUGUAGACUAUUAAAGGGCUCUCCAACAUAA
Molecule: messenger RNA, 6266 nt
Organism: Nycticebus coucang (slow loris)
Lineage: Eukaryota; Metazoa; Chordata; Mammalia; Primates; Lorisidae
Gene: LIMD1
Product: LIM domain containing 1
Exons: 8
Coding region: 739-2778 (679 amino acids)
Biological process (GO): regulation of DNA-templated transcription; cytoskeleton organization; positive regulation of miRNA-mediated gene silencing
Cellular component (GO): P-body; transcription regulator complex; adherens junction
Molecular function (GO): transcription corepressor activity
Source: RefSeq, a predicted model, not a curated record